Molecule: messenger RNA, 2541 nt
Organism: Daucus carota subsp. sativus
Lineage: Eukaryota; Viridiplantae; Streptophyta; Magnoliopsida; Apiales; Apiaceae
Exons: 3
Coding region: 465-1172 (235 amino acids)
Source: RefSeq, a predicted model, not a curated record
UAUAUAACGUUUUCACUCUUAACUUUACCAAACACAUUCUCCGGCUGCCUCACCGCCUACCCCUCUUUAUAUCAUACAUACACCAUUCUCAUCUAUACACACAAAUUCCACAAAUACACAAAUCACUACAAUCCAUACAUCACUUCAACAUCCACAAUCACCAGAUCUGGAUGUUGAAUCAGCCACUCAAUUGAAGAAAGUUAAGAGAAAUCUGGUACUUGUGCUGUAUUUUCACUUAUAUAUACAUAUUGAUAGAUAUAUGUUUAGUGUAUGGUUUGGGUUGAGUGAAAUUGAUGUUGAUUUGCUUGUUUCUUGGUGGUUAUGGAGAAGAUAUAAAGGUUUUUAUCGUUUUGUAGCGUUUUAGCCGUAAAGAUCGCUGCUUUUUCGGGUUUUUUAGCUGUAGGUUAUAUAUAUUGUGGAGGGGUGUUAGGGUUAAAGUGUUUUUUAGUUGUUGAGGUUAAUCGAUGGAGACGCUUGUAGUUGUUGAUCAGCAUAGGGGUAGGUAUCAGGGGAAGAAUAGGGGUAAUGGACCUUCGCCGUCUAGGGUUUUUAGGGAGAUUAAUUGUAGGACUUUUCAGUCUGGGGUAGGGAUACUUCCGACACCUGUUAAGGCUUGGAAGCCUGUUGGGAAGCAAGCUGGGGGGUCGCCUUCUGUGGGGAAUUUUGUGAAAACUCCGUCACGUGAUUGUGUUAGGUCUGUAGUUGGAGGGAAACAUAAGAGCGCGGGAAGUUUCAUGCAAACGCCGUCUCCUAAUUGCGGUAAGUCUGUAGUUGAAGGGAAAAACAGCAGUAGGAAAUCGAGGUCAGGGUUGAAGAAAAGUAGUUCAGUUCCGACCCCGUUUAAUGUGAAAAUUAAUUCUGAUGAGGAGAGGUUUUUGUAUUGUAAGAAGUUGUCUUACUCUGAGCUUUGGGCCGGACCUGCGUAUUCAAAUUCACCACCUCCUAGUUCUCUGCCCAUUCCCAAGUUUUCUGUUCCGCCAAAGCGGACUGGGUCUCUUGAGUUGCCUUCUCCGGAACCAGACGUACAUUUGCACCAGGUUUCUAGGUCUGCUCCUCCAUCCCCAAAAAGAGAUCAUGCCAAUUCUGGUAGAAAUGUUUUUCACAGUGCAGACUAUGCAAGUGCGACCAAGGAUCUGCGUCGCAUCCUCAAUCUCGAUAUGGAUGAUGAAUGAGUACUAGGAGCAUCAGCUCCUGUAAAUAAGAACCAACUUUGCAAGCUAGGUAGAAGUAGAACGUAUAUUGAGUAAAUAAAUUAGCCAGACCUCUAAAUAAUUCAGAUACUCACCUUCAGUGGUACUAGAGCAGGUUGCAUGGCGGUCAAACAACUUGCUGAAAGAUCUAUUGGUGUUGCAAGAGUAGUGACAAGUAGUGGUUAAUUAUAUCAAAUGACUUGGAAUAUGUAGAUUAGCAUAUGCUGAUGUCUCUGUUCGAAGAAUGUGCAGUUGGUGCAGUGGGAUGGAUGAAUGUUUUGGUGGCAGAUGGGAGCUUAGUGCAUAUGAAUUUGUCAUCAAAAUUCUUGGUAGCUUCAGUUCGCUGGUGCCAUCUAGGAUUGGCCUUCUUAAUCAACUUGAAGUGUGAUGAACGAUUUGAUGGUGAAAUGCUGAAUAUGUCUUUGAGUUGCACUCUUUGCAGGACUCCUGAUUUUCUUUUGCUUAUCUCGAUAUGAUGUGUAGGCUGCAGUUUCAUAUAAUUGUAUGUACAGGUAGAUUCGCAACAUGAAUGGUCACAUAGUUUCAGUACCUACCUACUAAUACUAGUUCAAAUAUAUCCUUGGUCCCCUUAAAACCUAAAUACCUUCUGUUUAUAGUCCGAAUAGGUGAUCGUUCUUUUGCAUUUGAUACUUUCUCCCUAGUUGUCCAAACUGUCCAAUCUCUUUCUGCCGUCAUACCUUUUCUCCUACCCUUAUGAUAAAUCAAUACCUAUUACAUAUUUUCCUUUUGGAGGCUGUCGUCUUUCCCUUUGCCAUUUUUCUCGGUUUUUAAUAGAGGAAAAUGGGAAGAGGGGGCGAGAAUGGAUCUCCUGUUUCUGGUCUUUGUUCUCUGAUUUUCCAUGUUGCACUGAUUGGGCGCUGCUUAGCUACCUCAAUAGCAGCUUAUAUGUGUCACUUGCCUAAAGUGAAAUGAUGCUACUCUGUAAUCAUAAUCUUGCCUUCUUCACUGAAGAAUUGCUGAUCGUUUCAAGCCAUCAAUCAGGUAAAAGGGUUCGUGCUUGCUGAAAGAAAGAUUGCUGGCUUUUGUUUACCGCUCCGUGUUUUUCAAGCAAGUCUUGUUUGGACUUCCAUGCAGAUUGUCUACUGUAUCUGAAAUAAGCAACAUUGCUGUCUGGCUACGCUGUUAAGUACUUUUAAGUAGUCUGGUUGCUACUUUGUGGACAACCUAUGUUUGAACAAUGUUAUUUGGUGUUUUAAUUCUCUAAGUUGGUUCAGUAGUUUGGUUGCUACUUUGUGGACAACUUAUGUUUGAACGUUGUUAUUUGGUUGCUAAGUUGGUUCAUUGACAUUAGUUGGUGUUUAAUUUGCUAAGUUGGUUCUUUUAUGCUUUA